This is a messenger RNA of Geosmithia morbida, 1206 nucleotides long. Its product is annotated as Ectoine hydroxylase-related dioxygenase, phytanoyl-CoA dioxygenase (PhyH) family. The record is from RefSeq and is a predicted model, not a curated record. Gene Ontology annotation, biological process: fatty acid alpha-oxidation. The transcript has a single exon. The coding region runs from base 1 to 1206 and encodes 401 amino acids. Gene Ontology annotation, molecular function: phytanoyl-CoA dioxygenase activity. Lineage: Eukaryota; Fungi; Ascomycota; Sordariomycetes; Hypocreales; Bionectriaceae.
AUGCCAUCCCGCCGGCUUUUUUCGGCCUCGUCGCCGCCAUCAGUAGACAGCUUCGCGUCUCUCUGCUCCCGCCAGCCCAGGGCGGGAGAGUACCCCCUGGCGGCAUCGAUCGAGGACAAGGUGCCCGUAUACUCCCUGCCGCCCUACGGCUCCCUAUCCGACCCGGACCGGGAAGCCCUCCAGGACGAGUGGUACGGCGUCAUGAAGGACGGGCCGGGCGUGCUGGUCCUGCGGAACAUGUACCGCGACGCCGACCUGAUUGACCGGGUAAGCGGGGUUUACAGGAGCAUCGUGGACGGCGAGAGACGCAGCAACGCCUCGGCAGGCGACCACUUUGCCGCCAAGGGCACGAACGACCGGGUGUGGAACUCGCUGAGCAAGCACGCGGCCGCGGACCCGCCUUCGUUCGUGGACUACUACGCCAACCCGUACCUGGGGCUGGUGUGCGAGGCCUGGCUGGGGCCGGGGUACCGGGUGACGGCGCAGAUGAACAGCGUCAAGCCGGGGGGCGCGCCGCAGGAAUGCCACCGCGACUACCACAUCGGCUUCCAGACGGCGCAGGCGGCGGCCAGGUACCCGCGCGCGGCCCACCUGGCCAGCCAGUUCCUCACGCUGCAGGGGGCCGUGGCCCACGUGGACGUACCGGUGGUGUCGGGGCCGACGCGGCUGCUGCCCUACUCGCAGACCUUGGACGAGGGCUACAUGGCCUACAGGCUACCGGCCUUCCGCGACUACUUCGCCGACAACUACGUCUCGCUGCCGCUGUCAAAGGGUGACGGGCUGUUCUUCAACCCGGCCCUCUUCCACGCCGCGGGGUCGAACCGGUCGGCCGACAUCGACCGCAUGGUCAACCUGCUGCAGAUCAGCAGCGGGUUCGGGAGGCCCAUGGAGACGGUGGAGACGGUGCCCAUCGUGCGGGCCUGCUGGGAAGGAAUCCUGGCCAUGUACCGUAGGCAGCAGGAGCGGGGGAGCGGUGACGGUGGUGGUGACGAGGAGAACAAGGAUGGCAACACGGCAGAGGCCCUCGUCAGAGCCGUGGCGGAUGGAUACCCCUUCCCGACAAACCUGGACAGAAACGCACCUGGGCCCGAUGAGAUGACGCCACCGUCGGAGCAGAAGAUCCUGCGCGCAUGUCUGGAGGAGGGAUGCGACACGGCGGAGACGGUGAGGAGACUUGUGGAGCUGGGGGACAAGUCCAGGGCGUGA